Molecule: messenger RNA, 2877 nt
Organism: Eimeria acervulina
Lineage: Eukaryota; Apicomplexa; Conoidasida; Eucoccidiorida; Eimeriidae
Exons: 1
Coding region: 1-2877 (958 amino acids)
Source: RefSeq, a predicted model, not a curated record
AUGUAUAGAGCGGCGAAUGCUGAGUGCUGUCUGCAUCUGCUUGGCUUUGGUGCUGCUGCUGCUGCUGUUACGUUUGCUGUUGCUGCUGCUGCUGUUGCUGCUGUUGCUGCAGAUGCUGCUCCUUGGGGUCGCUAUACUCCGUCAGGUGUACAGACAGCAGACACAGAGCGCAUGCGGCCUUCUUCAUUUUCUUCUAGGAGGGGGAGAGGGCGCUUCCUAGGGCCCGGCAGCAGCAGCAGCAGCAGCAGCAACAAUAACACCAACAACAGUAACAGCAGCAGCAGCAGCAGCAGCAGCAAGCGCUUCGCGGGUGAAGGUUUUGUGCUGCCUCCAUUUCACCCUGCUGCUUAUGCAGCUCCUCCAGGGACAGCAGCAGCACGUUAUUUUGCUGCUACUGCUGCUGCGGCUGCUGCUGCUGCUGCUGCUGCUGCAGACCCUAGGCAUAUGGGGCUUAUAGGAAGACAUCAUCAUGAAGCUUGGCGUACACCGCAGCAGCAGAAUGCUGAUAUGGGGUAUCAGCUGUUCCUGCAACAGCAGUACUUAGGAGAGAUAGCUCCCUUCGUGGAUCCUGCUGCUGCUGCUGCUGCUGCUGCUGCUUCGCCAUCGCAGCACCAGCUAGCUGCUGCAGCAGCUGCUGCUGCUGCUGCUUCUUGCCGUAUCAUCGGUACUUCAUACCCUGGUGGGGGGCCCCUCCCACCCCCUGUUAAUAUCCAUAGGCAGCAGCAGCAAACUGCAGAGAACGCCAGAGCUCCUGUUAAAGAACCCCCGAGACCCAAGCAGCAGCAGCAGCAGCAACGGCAGCAGCAGCGGCAGCAGCAACCCCACCAGCAGCGCCAGCAGCAGCAUGCGUCUGGUAGUGGGACCACACAGCGGCAAGGGACACCUGCAGCAUCUCCUUUGAAACAGCAGAAGCAAAGUGCGCAGCAGCAAACUGCGCAGCAGCAGCAGCAGCAGCCAAAGAAGCAGAAGGAGCAGAAGCAGCAGCAGCAAGAGCGAAACAAGAAGCAGCAUCAAACGCCGCAGGAACAGGAGCAGCAAACGCAACAGCAAAAGAAGCAGGAUGAGCUACAGAGGGACAAGCAACAAGAAGAGCAGCAGCAGCAGCAGCAGAGGCCGGAUGAACAGCAGCAGCAGCAGCAGCAGCAGCAGCAGGCUGAUGAAAAGCAGCAGCAACAGCAGCAGCACCAACAGAGAGAAGGGCUGCAUCAGCCCGAUACAAAGACCCUCGAUAAGCACAGCCCGCCAGAGCGACCAGAAGAGCAGCAGCAGCAGCAGGAGGAUCAGCAGCUCCACCAGCUGAAAGAGCAGCAGCACAAGCAGCAGCAGCAAGAGCAGCAGCCGCAAGAGCAGCAGCGACACGAGCAGCAGCAGCAACUCGAAGAGCAGAAGCAGCAGCACGAGCAGCAGCAGCAGCACAAGCAGCAGCAGCAGCACGAGCAGCAGCAGCAGCACGAGCAGCAGCAGCAGCAUGAGCAGCAGCAGCAGCACGAGCAGCAGCAGCACGAGCAGCAACAGCAGCAGCAGCAGCCUAUGGGUGGGCAGCAGACGUGUGUGGAUCCAGCGCAGCAUCCGCAACAACCGCAACAAAAUCAGGAGCCAGCUGACGAGCAGCAGAAUCAGCAGCACGAGCAGCAGCAGCAGCAGCACGAGCAGCAGCAGCAGCAGCACGAGCAGCAGCAGCAGCAGCAACAGCAGCAGCCUGAAGGCUCGAAAGACAAUGAAGAUGUUGCUUCAAUGUUAGUGCAGCAGCAACAAACAAAGGACGCUGCUGCUGCAGAUGCGGCGACACUGGAGAAACAGAAGCCGCACGAACUGCAGCAACACGAGCAGCAACGAGAGCAGCAGCGAGAACAGCAGCAAGAGCAGCAGCAGCAACAGCAUUCAGGGUGUUCAGAGAAGGACACGGAGCAUUCCCCUCUGCAGAAGCAGCAGCAGGAGCAGCAGCAGCAACAACAGCAGCAGCAUGAACCAGCAGGGCUUGGACAGCAGGUGCAGCAGCUGCUGCAGCAAGAAAAGGCAGCCGAGGAACAGCACGACGAGCGUUCCACAGCAGCCGUGCAGAAGCAGCAGCAGCAGCAGCAGCAACAGGAGCAGCCGCCGCAGCAGCAAAAGGAGCAGCAGCUGGAGAAGCAGCAAGAGCAGUCGGCACACCAGCAGCAAGAGGUGCAUGAACAGAGCCCACAGCAGCACCAGUUGCAGCAGCUGCAGCAGCAGAAGCGAGAGCAAAGGCCCCAGCAGGAGCACCAGGAGCAGCUUCAUGAAGAGCAGCAGCAGCAGCAGAAGCAAGAGGAGCAGCCGCGGGAGGUGCAGCAGCAAGAGCCGCUGCGGCAGCCAGAGCAGCAGCAGCAGCAGCAACGGCGGCGGCGGGAGCCGCUGCUGCAGCUAGCACAUCAGAAGGAGCUGCCGGAGAAGCUGCAGCAUAAGGACAACCAGCAGCAGCAGCAGCAGCAGCAGCAGCAGCAGCGGCGGCGGCACGAAUCUAAAGAAGCAGCAGCAGAAGCAGAAGCACCCAAGAAGCCACGAUGGGCCGACAUGGGUGAUGAUGCAGACGACGAAGACUUUGAAUUCCCUGAAUAUCUGCAGCAGCAGUUGCUGCAGCAGCAGCUGCAGCAACAACUGCUGCAGCAGCAACUGCAGCGGCAGGAGAAGGAGAGCAGUAAGUUUGUUGCUGAUGCUUCAGCGGCAAGCACAACUGCUGCUGCAGACAGCAGCAUGCCGCAUCUGCUCUGCAUGCAUGCUGCGUGCUGCGCUUCACUGACACAGCUUCUGCUGCUGCUGCUGCUGCGUUUCUUUGCUGCAGCACCAACAUCACCUCUUACUGCUGCUGUUGUUGCUGCUGCGGGGCUCUCCCCUACUGAGAGCACCGCAGACUUCUGA